GUAUGGGGGACGGAGAAGCGGUGGUGCGGUUGGCUUUGCUACGUGGGGGCUCGGGGAAGUGCCGGCAGUGAGCGGCGGGGUCGGGGUCGGUUCGGAAGGGCCUGCGCGUUUGUCUGUGGCUGUAGGCGGACGGCACGGACAGAAGUCGACUCUCUUUCAUGCAGUUGUGACUUCUCCCCUUGGAGUUUAGUGCUGAGAAUCUGAUGUUGGGCUCGGCUGCCUGGCUGAACACAGCGGAUCGGCCCAUGAAAACCUCUGUUCCUAGCCAAAGGAAGGAGUCUAGUGAAAGGCAGCACCUACUCUUUCAGGCUUGGAAGCAAGAAAGGGGGCAAGAAUUGGAGAGUGUGGAAUCGGAGAAGACUACUGAAAGGUGACAUUUAAGUUGAAAAUGGGUGGUGGAGAGAGGUUCAACGUUCCAGUUCCCCAGUCUAGAAAUAUUACCAAGAACCAUCAACAACUUAAAAACAGGCAGAAGAAUAAGGACCAGAAUUCACAGAUGAAGAAAACCUAUAUGAAGAAAGAAAGAGGACAUGGAUGCAACUCACUGUCUGGUGCAUGGCAGGCCAUGCAGAAGGCAGGAAAGAACAACGUUCAUUUCCCCUGUAAUCAAAAUUGGAGUCCUAAUUUAUCAAAUCGUAACCUGUUUUUCUCACCUCAGACUAAUCAGAACUAUGCUGGAGCAAAGUUUAGUGAACCACCCUCACCGAGUGUUCUUCCUAAGCCACCAAGUCACUGGGUACCUGUUUCUUUUAAACCUUCUGAUAAAGAAAUAAUGACAUUUCAGCUUAAAACAUUGCUUAAAGUCCAGGCUUGAGAUGGAACUUUAAAUCUUUUAUAGUUAUUUAAAUUUACAGGGCUCCAAAUUUGAGAAUAGUUAUUCAGAACUGCAGAUGCACAGGUAAUAGGACUAGAUGUUCUUGCGUAUAGUUGGAAGAGAAGGGGGUAGGUUUACAUUCCCAAUGCUUUACCUCAAAAGUUGUGUGCUUCAUUGAUUUUGCUGUUACAUAGGGAAUUUCUCAAAAAUUAAUUUGAUUCAAUCCUAAACUGUCACCAAUUACUGUAAGAGUAAAUGGGACUGUCCCUAAAAAUUGAAAUUGAGAGUCUUUUUUGGUAAUGGCAUUGGAAGACCAGCUUUUACUGAACUUAAUGCAGCAUUAACUGGGGAAAAAAAUGCACUGAAAGCUUUCGUCAGGUACUCUGCCUUUUAACCUUAAUCAGAUUUUCUAGUUAAAACUCUUCUGAUCAGAAUCUCCUAGCAGAGUUCUGCCCAGCUGCUAGUGAAAAUGCUAAGAGGAUUCAUUUUUUUUCAUAUCUGUGAGAUUUGACACUCAAGCUUGUGACUAAAAUUUAAAGGAACAUUUCUACAUGUUCUUGAAAAGGUCGAAGAACACAUCAAGGAAGUCUGUAUUUCAGACUCUCUUCAGCAGUAUUUCAUUGGAACCUCAACAAGUUAGACUGCCAAUUAAUGACAUACUUUGUAUUGCCAGAUGACUGCCAAAAAGAUCUUCCAAAAAUUCUUUGUAUUCUGAUGCACUGAUAAGUUCUAAAACUUUUUUUUAUAUCAUUUUGUAAUUGUGAGAAAGCUGGAGUGGUUACUUAAGGUAACUUUAAAUUGGUUACCCUAUAAUUAUUUUAAGUUACAAUAUCUUGUGUAGGUAUACAGUGUUUUCAUAGGGAAAGACAGCCGUGUAAAUAAAUGUAAUACUUUGUAGCAUAUGUAAAUUUAUGCUGGGCUUUCCUGCAUAAAGGUAUUUUUAGAGCAAGUGGUAAACAUUAGAUGGCCAUGCUGAGGACGUGGCCUGAUCUAAGAAAAAAUUAUUUUGUUAAACACAAGAGGACAUAUAUGGCUGUAGCCUUAGAGUUAAUAUACAGUGAAUGUGUACAUUUUACUUGGUCAUGGGAUCAUUUUUAAAAUAAAUGCAGUGCAAAAGAAUUAUUUAGAAUUUUGUAGUAAAAUUUAGAAAAAACUGCUUAAGUUUAAGAUACUUAUGCUCUGAAUGUUGUGCCGAUAAUCCAGUUGGGUGUCUCACACACAAAGGACAGUUUGAUGACAUUGAAGUAUUGGUAAAAUGUUUGUUUCUAAAAUGAAUCAGUACUACAUUUUGUCUCAGUAUUUACUAAAAUUUGUGAAUUUCAGUAACUGGAGCAGUUGUCAAUAUGUUGAUUUCAGUGCUGUCACAGUUCAGCUGAUCCUGUAAUAUAAACACAACUGAUGUAAUAAUUUGAGUCUGAGGUUAUGCAAAAAAAUCUAGUAACAACUGAAAAAGUGUUUUAACUUGAAAGGGAAUUUUACCAAUUAUCCAAUGUUACUUAAAAUAUUUUUCUGUGCAUUCAAAUGUAGUGGCAGCUGAUUGAAUGUUUACAGACCUGUUAUUCAAAAUGUGAUGGAGUUGGCUGUCUUUAAACUCAAGUCUUUCUGAUCUGGACCUUUACCAGUGUAAGAGCUGUACUCCAGUUAUAAUUGUGUGUACUCUAUUUCAACUUGUCAUUUACUGCAUGUGUACAAACUGGAAGUGAAAAAAAAAUAAAUUUCCCCCCAAAAAACAUUUUAAGAUGGUAGUGGAAAAGUGGGAGGGUGCAUCCUUUUUAUGGAGCUCUAUAAAGUACUGACACUUUCAAAUAUCAAUUAACUUUGUGAAUGCUGCCAUUCAUAUUGCUAACCAGUCCAAACCAAAUAAAGAUAACUGUAAAAAAAAGUAGCAGCAACUUUAGAAAUCCA
Gallus gallus (chicken) is the source of this 2719-nucleotide messenger RNA. It is a transcript of the gene PNRC2, whose product is annotated as proline rich nuclear receptor coactivator 2. NCBI's taxonomy places the organism in Eukaryota, Metazoa, Chordata, Aves, Galliformes, Phasianidae. The coding region runs from base 389 to 814 and encodes 141 amino acids. The record is from RefSeq and is marked validated. Gene Ontology annotation, biological process: nuclear-transcribed mRNA catabolic process, nonsense-mediated decay. The transcript is spliced from 3 exons. Gene Ontology annotation, cellular component: nucleus; P-body.